Vitis vinifera (wine grape) is the source of this 3339-nucleotide messenger RNA. RefSeq names its product pentatricopeptide repeat-containing protein At2g17525, mitochondrial. Lineage: Eukaryota; Viridiplantae; Streptophyta; Magnoliopsida; Vitales; Vitaceae. The transcript has a single exon. The record is from RefSeq and is a predicted model, not a curated record. The coding region runs from base 238 to 2130 and encodes 630 amino acids. Gene Ontology annotation, molecular function: protein binding.
CUCUCUUUAGGUCCACCAAUCUCACCUUUCAUCCCCAACCAUGUUCAACCUGCUUUCUGCGCCGGCGACCGUGCCUCCAUCUCGGGCGACUGUUGCAACGGACGUUUUCUGGGAGGAUCCCGCUUCUUCUCCAUCCCUAUUUGAUUUUUCCUGUGAGACUCCAUUAACUCGGAGCCCCAGAAUGCUCAGGUAGUUUCAGAAAAUAGUAGAAAAGGAGUCCGGAAAGCUUCAAAAUCCAUGUUCAACAUAUCCAAAUAUGCAAAACUUAUCAUGUUCUGCAAUGUAUCAAAUAUUGGGAGAUCAUCAGUUGUAAAUUUGCAAUCAAAACCCAUCUCCACCACCCCCGUCCCAACUCAUCAGCACAUUGCCCAUCUCAUACUUGAACAGAAAUCAGCGUCCCAAGCCCUUCAAACCUUCAGAUGGGCCUCAAAUCUCCCCAAUUUCAUCCACAAUCAGUCGACCUACAGAGCUUUGAUCCACAAGCUCUGCUCCUUCCGUCGCUUUGAAACUGUAAAGGAAGUGCUCGACGAAAUGCCCAGCUCAAUUGGGUCUCCCCCAGAUGAGAGUAUUUUUGUCACAAUUGUGCGAGGCCUAGGACGUGCCCGAAUGGUCAGACAAAUGAUUAAAGUGCUUGAUUUGAUUACUAAGUUUGGAGAGAACCCGUCUUUGAAGAUUUUCAAUUCCAUACUCGAUGUUCUUGUUAAGGAAGAUAUUGAUUUAGCUAGGGAGUUUUAUAGGAAGAAGAUGAUGAUGAAUGGUGUUUCAGGUGAUGAUUAUACUUUUGGGAUUUUGAUGAAGGGGCUGUGCUUGACGAAUAGAAUAGGUGAUGCCUUUAAGCUUCUGCAAGUGAUGAAAUCACGGGGUAAAACACCAAAUACUGUGAUAUACAAUACAAUGAUUCACGCCCUUUGCAAGAAUGGGAAGGUUGGGAGGGCUAGGAGCUUGAUGAAUGAGAUGGUGGAGCCCAGUGAUGUUACCUUCAAUGUUUUGAUAUCCGCUUAUUGUCAAGAAGAGAAUUUAGUUCAAGCUCUUGUGCUGUUGGAGAAGAGUUUCUCUAUGGGGUUUGUUCCUGAUGUUGUUACAGCAACUAAGGUGGUGGGAAUUCUCUGCAAAGCAGGCCGAGUCACAGAGGGUGUAGAGGUUUUGGAAAGAGUGGAGAGCAUGGGUGGUGUGGUCGAUGUGGUGGCUUAUAACACCCUGAUUAAGGGCUUUUGUAUGCUAGGCAAAGCAAAAGUUGGGCAUCGUGUUUUGAAGGAUAUGGAGAUUAAGGGUUGUCUUCCAAAUGUAGACACAUACAAUAUUCUGGCAUCUGGGUACUGUGAUUCUGGGAUGUUGGAUUCAGCGAUUGACCUGUUUAAUGACAUGAAAACUGAUGGAAUCAACUGGAAUUUCAUGACAUAUGAUACAUUAAUAAGAGGUCUGUGUUCAGGAGGAAGGAUGGAAGAUGGAUUCAAGAUUUUGGAACUAAUGGAGGAAAGUAGAGGUGGAGCUGGGGGGCGUAUUAGUCCUUAUAAUAGUAUAAUAUAUGGAUUGUAUAAGAAAAACCAAUUUGAGGAAGCACUUGAAUUUCUAACCAAGAUGGAGAAAUUAUUUCCUAGAGCUGUGGACAGGAGCUUAAGGAUUUUAGGUUUCUGCAAUGAGGGCAGUAUUGGGGAUGCAAAGAGGGUUUAUGAUCAGAUGAUCAAGGAGGGGGGUGUUCCAAGUGUCCUUGUUUAUGUCUGCCUAAUUCAUGGAUUUUGCCAAGAUGGGAAUGUGCGGGAGGCAUUUGAACUAAUAAAUGAGAUGGUGGAUCAUGGUUAUUUUCCCACAGCACCAACUUUUAAUGCUCUGAUUAGUGCAUUUUGUGGGCAAGGAAAAGUUGGAAGUGCUUUAAAGCUCAUGGAAGACAUGGUUGGGAGAGGUUGCUUGCCUGAUAUGGGAAGUUAUAGUCCUAUGGUUGAUGCGCUUUGUAACAAAGGGGAUUUCCAAAAGGCUGUUAGGCUUUUUCUGCAAAUGGUAGAAAAAGACAUUCUUCCUGAUUAUUCUACAUGGAACUCAAUGCUUCUUUGCCUGACACAAGAAACAGUGUGGUUAGAAGGCGAUAAUUUGUUUCAUGUAAAUAAUUUAUUGUAUUCAAUUUUGGAGGGUUAAAUCAUUGGUGAAGGAGGAUCCCAUUCUGUUGACAAAUGAUAUAAGUAUAUGAUAAUCAAUGAACAGUGAUAGCUUAUUGCUAGAAAGCUGCAAAAUAGGAUGUUUAUGCUUCAUAAUUUAUCUGUUUUCGAGAUUUGACAAUCCUCGACUUACAAUGUUUUUUCUAGUGGUUCUUUCUGAUUUGCAGCUACAACUACAAGAUGGCAAAUAUGGCGCAUUUGGGGAGUAAGCCAAAACAAUGCAAAGUCCAAAAAACUAGAGAAGAGCAAUGAUAGGUAAGCUAAACUAGUCCAUAAGGCAGUUAAUCCCAAGUUCCUCUAAACCCCAGUUUUUAUGGGAAUUCAGGGGAUCUAUUCAUAUCUGGCUACUUGGAAUGACAUAGAUAUAUUAAGGCUAUGUUUGGUUCCCGGAAAAUGCGAGAGAAAGAAAAUUGGAAGGAAAAAUGAAAAGAAAGAAAAAGGUAAGGAAAGUAAUAUAAAUUUUUUCGCUUGUUUGGUUAUCCAUGAAAAAUUCAAGGGAAAAAAAGGAUUAUUUUCUUUUGUUUGGUUAACUAUGAAAAAAAAGUCAAAGAAAAAUGAAAGAAAAAUAAAUUCAAUAAUUUGUCUUUAUCAAUUUAUAGAAUAAUAAAAUAAAUUUUAUAUUUUUAUUUUCUAAAAAUCAAGGCUGUGCUGAGCCAAGUUUGCUGGUCAAAGUCUGUGCACUUGGUUGCAGGGUCCAGGGUUUGGUUGAGUUGUUGAAUGGUGUCUUGAUACUGCUUCAAGCAAUCAGCCCAUGCAGCCUUCUCGCGCUCGUUGCGGCACUUGGACCCCAGCCACUUGUUGUGGCUCUGCGCGGUGAGGGCUCGCUCCAUGGCCACCUCCAUAGCCAUCUUUCGGAACUCGGACUUCUGCUUGGGCGCAUUGUACUUGUGCCCACCAUGGCUCAUGAAGUACUUGCAUGGUGCCGGAUAUGGCGUUUUGUCGCACCACCAGUUGACGUCGCCGGAGUCAGAAGCCGAUAGGGUGGAAGAGAAAAAUGACAAGGAAAGCAUAAAAAUUGCAAAUAACCCGAGCUUUAUCGCCAUUACAGGGGUUGUAUUUCUCUAGGUUGCAGUGACUGUGGCUCUGGUGACGGGCUUGUUUAUAUGGAUAGUGAAGUGAUGGGAUACAGGUUGGCUUGUUUUGAAUAUGACUAUGAGGAAUAUGCAAAUAAAUAAAUCAUGUUUGUGAA